Styela clava is the source of this 1807-nucleotide messenger RNA. RefSeq names its product putative RNA-binding protein Luc7-like 1. NCBI's taxonomy places the organism in Eukaryota, Metazoa, Chordata, Ascidiacea, Stolidobranchia, Styelidae. Gene Ontology annotation, cellular component: U1 snRNP. The record is from RefSeq and is a predicted model, not a curated record. Gene Ontology annotation, molecular function: mRNA binding. Gene Ontology annotation, biological process: mRNA splice site recognition.
AAAACGAGAGAGCCUUCAAUUGACCCCGUAGAAAUGAGAGAGAAGUGCACUCUACGUACGUCGUACAAUAACGUUAUAUCUCUGUCUGUGGAUAUGCGCGAUCCCUGCAAAUAAGAAUAAGUUCUUUGUUAACCAAAUCUGCCAACUAGACACUAAGGCAGACAGGGUACCUACUGCAGUAAUUGAGUAUUGGAGCUGUUGAAGGACCCAAAUUUCGUGAAUUUAUCGAGAAAGAAGAAUAGAAGUCUACGGGUGCUCUAGUCAGCAAUCUGGAAGCGGUACUCCCACAGGCAGACAGCGGAUUCAGAAAAAUUUCGUUGGAAGUCAAUGACAGCAUACAUCUCACAUUUUUUGCUUUACAAAUACAGUAAUCUCAAUCACAAGCAAGUUGGUAAGCCUUCAUCCAUUGUACCAAUUUGAAAAUGUCUGCUCAAGCUCAAAUGAAAGAUCUCUUGGAUCAGUUGAUGGGGACACAACGAGAUGGUGUUGACACUGGUGCAGUAAGUUUCAGAGAUGAUGAAGUCUGCAAAACAUUUCUUCUAGGAUGUUGUCCCCAUGAAAUUUUAUCUGGAACGAGAGCAGAUAUUGGAAGUUGCAGAAAGAUUCAUGAUCUAGCAUUAAAGGCAGACUAUGAAAUGGCAUCACAAAGCAAAAAAUAUUACUAUGAAUUUGAUUCGUUCGACCAUCUGACACGAUUUGUUGCUGAAACAGAUCAGAAGAUUGAGAUAUCUAAGAAGAAAUUAGCUGAACAACAGGCUGAAAUAAGUGCAGAAGUAAAAGCAAAGGAAGCUAAAGUUCAGGAGCUCACAGAUCAAAUCGGUAAAUUAUUGGCAAAAGCUGAGCAACUUGGCUCUGAAGGUGAAGUUGAUGAAGCUAAGAAUGUUCUAGAAGAAGUUGAAAAAGUCAAAGAUCUUAAAAGAGAAGCAGAGGAUGCAUACAGAAAUUCCAUGCCAGCUUCUACUUAUCAACAACAAAAGUUGAGAGUUUGUGAAGUCUGUUCUGCUUAUCUUGGUCUACAUGAUAAUGAUACUAGGCUUGCGGAUCAUUUUGCUGGGAAGUUGCAUUUGGGAUUCAUAGAAAUUCGUGAGCAGCUUCAAAAACUGAAGACUAGAGUUGAAGAAGAAAGGGGGAAUAUCGAUGAAGUAAAGCAACGUCGAAUUCAGGAAGCUAGGGAGGCUGAAGAUAGGAAGAAAAGAUAUCAAGAUAACAGAAGAUCAAGAGAAGAUGAUAGAUAUGGUAACAGCAGGGAUCGGAGGUCACCAGAUAGACGCAGGAGGCGAAGUAGAUCAAGGGAGAGGCGUCCACGUCGAUCUCGUAGCAGAAGCAGGGAACGUCGUCGACAUCACAGGCGCUCAAGAUCACCAGAUCGUCGAUACAGACGUUCCAGAAGUUGAAACAGAAGUCAAAUUCAAUCAGACAUUUCUGGUGUGCUACCACUGCCACCAAAUAUGUUUUAAUAUCAGUUAUUAGGAUCACUGAUGACCAAAAUUUUGCCCUUUGGGUAGAUUUUAUUUGUAAUAUUGUGAACUUUGUUUUGCUUUUCUGUCCUAUGUUACUCGUUGGAGUUCAAAAGCGGGAUGCACCGUGUUAUUUUGUAUCCGACGACGACACACCAAAUUAUCUACCAUAUUAAUUUUGUCUAAGACUCGAAUGAACUGGGUAACUAAGGUGUACCCUGAGUAAUUUUGUCCUCCACAAACGUUUUUAUUUUUUAAACCUUUUUUUGGGCUUUGGAACUGUACAUUGUCAAUAUUGGGAAGAUGUGUUUGCAUUAUAUGUAAAGUAUAAUAAAUCCUGAAUACUUGUA